Lentinula edodes (shiitake mushroom) is the source of this 710-nucleotide messenger RNA. RefSeq lists its product as uncharacterized. The coding region runs from base 1 to 549 and encodes 182 amino acids. The transcript is spliced from 3 exons. The record is from RefSeq and is a predicted model, not a curated record. Lineage: Eukaryota; Fungi; Basidiomycota; Agaricomycetes; Agaricales; Omphalotaceae.
AUGCUCCGUAUAUGGCAUGCCUCGUGGGAGCAACUCCGUGAACUACUUAAGGUCGCUAGAUCGAUGUGCAAAAUUCAUUCUAUUACAAUCAUGUCCAGCAAGUCUGAGAAGUUUUUACAGAUCUUCCCUAUGGUUCUGGAUGUCGAUCAAUUGCCACCCGUUGUGAAUAGUGUUAUUGAUGGCUAUCGUGCACCACAUUAUGCACUUGGCUGGGUCAUUCCUGUCGAUGAGGCUAAACAACUCUUUGGUGAAACUCCGGAGGACCGCAGACUGCUCAACUACUACAAUGAAGUGGUUCUUGCAGAAGGAUGGAGGAAUGUUAAAGAGAAGGAUUUAAACUUUCGUCGACCCAUUGCAAUAAUUUGGGACUAUGACACUCCUGCUGCAGACCCACAAGAAACAUAUUUGAUGCUUCAUAUUGGUACUAACACCAAUCGGGGAGCUUUGGCACGGGUGGCAGAACAUAAGGAAGUCCUCAUUGCGAAAUCUAUGCAGGCUAUUGGAUUUUCUGCCGAAAAACGGGCACAGCUGAAGUGGCAUCAGCUUUAAUGAUUGUACCACUAGUAUACUGUAUGUGAAAUUUUCUUAGCUCCUAGCUUGUUUGUGAUGCUUGGUAUGUUAUUGAGCACCAAGGAUAAUCUGCAUCAAGUAGCUUGAUUCCAGUUAUUUCCAAGAUACAUGCAAUGAAAUAUAGAAUCUAUAUUAGUCCC